GGUGAAACAUUGUUAUCGAAUUUCCAUCUAUGUUACAUGAGCAAUUCUUCCACAGUUUUGACGCGACCAUUCUGGCUGGUCCUACUCGAAGGAAGAAACCUGAAUCCUCCGGUAGUGAAUACGAAUGGACAGAUGGCACAAAGCCUACCAACCCUACCAGUGAGCAUGCGGAACCUCCGAAGAGUUCAACUUGGAUAAGUGAGGUUCACUCCGUAGAGGAUUUCGUGGACCUGUUUUCUUCCUCGCAUGAGAAAAAGCCUAAUCGUUCGAGUCAACCAGAUCAAGCAAAUCAGUCCAUAACUGAACUCAAUCCACACUGGAGGGAUGGAGGGACGGGUCUACCUGAAAAUGUUACUGACAAAACGAAACAGGUUCCUAAAUCAGUUUUGACGAAAGACAACGAAGCUUGGUUAUUUAAGUCUUACAAGCGUUGCCUGGACCAAGCCAGAGAUGAAGGCAUCGAUGUUGAAGAGCUACUGCUUCAGCGUUGGGACAGGGCGACUGUGGACGAUAUGCUGGCCGCGUUUGCUCACGGUAUCCAUCGUCGCUCCACGGGACAUGUGACUCCCCGAGCUCCUCCGCGAUGGAAGAAGUCGCGGCCGAACGAUUUCGGGAAGCCUGAAUCUAGCAGUACAGAACUGGAGUCCGACCAUCAGACAAUCCAGAACACAGCUGUUCCGAAGGCUACCUCACGUGCUGAGGAUAGCUCAGCCGUUUCCACUUCAGAUACCACUGAAACUGAGGAGCGUUUUGUUACUACAGAUGAUGUUAAUGCGAUGGCCGCUAAAGUCCUCAAAGCCGAACUGACCGGAGAUCCAACAAAAGUCAAAAAGUUGAAAGCGAACUUGCAGAAACUUCGUGAAGCUCAUCGCCGAGGAAUCAAGAUUAGAAUGCAUGUCCUUCGUAAGCGUUCCGUAACCAACGAUCCACCCGUGGCUAGCGACAAACCCAUUGUGAUUCCUCUCACGCAAAUGGACGACCGUGGUAUGGAGAGACCGCUUCGAAUAGUUAGUCCCUCCUCAUCCUCCUUCGACCAGCGAAAGACAAAAUCCUUCCGCACACACGAUGCCAGCGGCAAACGAGUCGCCUACUUACCUGCAGACUCGGCUGAAACGAGCGUGAGAGACAUGGUGCGCGAAGAACAGUCUCGGUCUUCUUAUGAUGUGGACAUGGAAUUUACGCGACUCGCAUCGAAGGCUGGUAGGAAAGUUGACGAUGAAUACGACGACGCCUUUGUCCCUAAAAGAAGUUUCACUGAUCGGGAUGUUGCUCGGAUCAAGCAAGACGCAGUGGCAGCCUACAAGCGUCGCGCGUUUGCUGAAGCGUCCUGCACCACCUGCCUCGAACGCGUUCCAAAGCAUUUGGUCAUUAGCGUGGGUGAAAAAGCUUUUCUUUCCCUCCCUGGGCACGUAAGCCUGGUGCCUGGUCAUUGUCUGCUCACUCCAUACGAGCAUAUUGGCUCCACUACUCGCUUGGAGGAGCGCACAUUGGACGAAUUGGCAAACUUCAAGCAUCAACUAGUUGCCAUGUUCAAACGCCACUUGGACGACUCUGGAUGUGUCUUCAUCGAGAUUGCUGCCCGACCGGAUAGUGUGCGGGCCCACACGCAGAUAGAAUGUAUCCCAGUCCCACCGGAUAUCUUCACUUCCCUCCCAGCAUACUUCAAAAAGGCAUUAUCUGAAAUGGGAUCAGAAUGGGAUCAGAAUCGCCGCGUGAUUACCCUCAAACCAACUGGUCUCGGUGCCCGAGGUUCCGUACCCCCUAAAUUCGCUUAUGUUGCUGUCGAAUUUGGGGUGUCAGAUGGUGGGCUGGCCCGCGUCAUUGACAACGGUGUGGAUGUCCCUUCCUAUUUUGGCCGAGAAAUUGUCGGAGGAAUACUGGAAAAGGAUUCCUCCUUUUGGCGUAAGCCGAAACCGGAAUCUUUUGAUCGUUUGCGCAAGAAGGUGAUUGAAUUUGAGACUAUGUGGCACCCGUUCAACAAAUGGGCAGAACGCGACCCGAGAAAUCGACUGCUUGUUGAAGAGUCUAACGCUCCACCAACUCCAGAAGGUCCUGAACUCCCACCUGGCCUGAUGGACUGACAACAGGUGGACUGUACAUAGUCAUUUUAAUAAAACUUUCAGUUUUUAUCGUCUUGUGUGCGAUCAGUCUUCACUGGUUUGUCUGCAUUUUGGUCUUUCAUCUCGUC
Molecule: messenger RNA, 2188 nt
Organism: Opisthorchis viverrini
Lineage: Eukaryota; Metazoa; Platyhelminthes; Trematoda; Opisthorchiida; Opisthorchiidae
Exons: 13
Coding region: 30-2081 (683 amino acids)
Biological process (GO): mRNA splicing, via spliceosome
Cellular component (GO): post-mRNA release spliceosomal complex
Source: RefSeq, a predicted model, not a curated record